Octodon degus (degu) is the source of this 967-nucleotide messenger RNA. It is a transcript of the gene Spata9, whose product is annotated as spermatogenesis associated 9. The record is from RefSeq and is a predicted model, not a curated record. The coding region runs from base 126 to 878 and encodes 250 amino acids. NCBI's taxonomy places the organism in Eukaryota, Metazoa, Chordata, Mammalia, Rodentia, Octodontidae. The transcript is spliced from 5 exons.
GCUGUGGGUUCUCUUCUACCUGUUUUCCUGAGAAGCAGGCCACCCUCACCUCAGGCCUGCGAACUUGCUAGGAAUUAGGAACCCAAGAAAGAAGUCCUCAUGCUCAUCAAACCUGUCGGAGAGGCAUGUGGACAGGUACUGAAGAGCUUCUCUGGAAGAAGUAUUCGCAAUCCUGUAAAGUUGAGGAGAUCCAGAAAGUAAUUAUGGACCUAAUGGAUGAAUUUAAAGAUGAUUUUCCACAUACUCUGGGAUUAUCACAGGCUAAUCAGAAAGAAGAGCCUGCGCAGAAAACAUCCAAAAUCAGGCGGGCUGCGUCAGCCAGCAGCCCCCCGGGCCCGGGACUGCUGGGCCUGGCACUGAGCAGCCUGUCCUGGGGCUGCAGGGCCCUGGCCGGGCUGCUGCGGCCGUGGCUGGUGGGGAGAUUGGCAGAGCUGCGCGCCGGGUCCCACCGCUGCCUGCACCAGCUCCUCGGGCCCCCAAAGGGCCCCUCGCAGGCCAGAAAGAGUUCUUUGUUUGAAAUCAUUUCUUUUCCAGCAAUGACUGUUUUGACUGGCAUGAUGUACACCUCAUAUGCAGCACUCAUCUAUUUGGCAAUCUGCGCUAAUGCUGUGCUGGAGAAGGCGAGGAGCAUAUGUGAAGAGGAAGAAGUCAUGAGGCAAAACAGAGAAAGCGAACAUUCUAGAAAAGCCUUUUCAGAGCCUGUGCUCUCGGAGCCCAUGUUCCCUGAAGGUGAAAUCAAAGCAAAGCCUUACAGGUCACUGCCAGAGAAGCCAGGCAUUUCCUAUCACCCUGAGCUUCCUGGUAAUAAGCAGAAUAACAAGAUCCAGGUUUUACACUCGGUGUUCGACCAGUCAGCUGAAACAAAUGAGCAAACAUGAACACAAUAGCCCUGGACAGAGCUUAGGAGGUGCGUUAUCCAAUGACACAUUUCAUCUGAAAAAGCUCCGAGUUCAAUAUACAUAUAUGU